UUAUAAAGCCCUAAAGCCGCUAGUUGCAACAAGCACUUCAAACCGGGUCGCAAUUGCCUGAUCAAGUGCGCCGCCACUUUGGCGAUCCGGCCGCCGCCUUGUUUCCCCUCUUCCUGCGAUUCGGCCGCCGCCUUGGCUUCCCCUCCUCCCGCGACCCGGCCGCCGCCCUGGCUUCCCCUCCUCCCGCGACCCGGCCGCCGCCUUGGCUUCCCCUCCUCCCGCGACCCGGCCGCCGCCUUGGCUUACCCUCCUCCUGCGGCCCGGCCGCCGCCUCUUGGCUUCCCCUUCUCCUGCGAUCCGGCCGCGCCUUGGCUGCAGUCCGCUUGAUAUCUCUACGCAUCGGACGAGGUCAAGCGAGCAGACCAGCUGCCCAUCUGGCUGCUGCAAAGUCGCGCUUCAGGUUUUACGCCGCAUCCCUGGUUCAACGAUUUUGAUCAUGGAUCAGCUUUACCGCAGGAUCAGUAGAAGCAUUGUUAAGAUAGCGAUUGGGCAUUCCUUUUAUCAUGGUUUUGUUUCUGAUAUCAUGCCACGGCUCACUGUAAUGGCAAGUGCGGCCUCAUUUCCAACGCCAUUGAAAAAUUACGAUGUCCUUCUGAGUUUUCCAGAUGGAAAAGAGUUCUUUUACCCUGCAGAAAGCGCUAUCCAAAUCAUCCAAAUCACAGACGGUAUUGCUGUAAUAGAAUGCCAUGGGGAAGAGAUUGAUACAGAUCUGGUCGAGGCACUUCAAGUAUGUGGAGAACAAGUUUCAAUAUCUGAAGAAGUGUAUACAUAUAAUGCUUACGCUGAGGGCAUAGAAAGCGCCAUAACCAAAGGUUAUGUAAUGUCAAUACAAGAGAGUUCGUUCUUCCACAGCUGCUCUGCAGGUUUAACUUUGCACCUGGGAGCAUUGGUCAUUAACAAAGGCGGUCAAUUGGUUGGCUUGUGUACUGGGUUUGAUCGCCACCUAAUUGCUAGAGAAAUGUCUGCACUAGCAUAAGUAGAUCCUGAUUACAUAUACCCAACCGAAGACUGUUUAUGUUCUUUUUUCAAAUAAAUAAUUUAGUUCAUGAAUAUUAUGUUAGAGCAUGCUUUGAAUUAAUGCUUCCACAGUCCUACUGAUUAUGUUUCUCACAAACGACAUGGUGAAAUGCAUGGGAAUAUUUCCCUGAAAUGCUAUUUCACACUUUCAGCAGCUACGGACAAGAAUUUAAAAGCAUGUACCUUGUUUCAAAGAUCUAGUUAUAUUGUGUUCUAUGGCUAAUUAAGAAACUUUAUAGAUAUUGGGAUCUAGCUAUAAUUUUUUCACAAUUUGGGCUUUGCACUUAGAUUUAAUAUAUAGUCAAAUAUACAUAACCAGUGUUAGGUAAGAACCUAUUUUGCAUCUUGGUUCACUGCUUUACCCAUUUGUGUUUGGGAAAGCAAUAUUCAUAAUUGAUUAAAAUGUGCACUUUAUCUGAAGUGCAUUUUAUAAAAUGGUUGCAAAAAGAAACUUUAGUCAGAAUUGAAAGGCCAAGCUUGGGAAGAAUAACGGAGCAUAUGGCAGAACCAAAUAGCUAUUGAUAGCCCUGUUACUUUUAUAUGUUUUUUAAGCUGUUGAGCAAUUGCUUCUCCUGGUCUUUGGUGAAUGAGAGGAUAAUUCAAGAAAAUUGAGUGGGGUAAAAUGGUCUUGUUCCAGUAAUUCUAUAUCAGUGUUAGAUAAGAACAUAUUUUCAGAAAAUGAGAGGGUAAAAUCCCACAUUCUUCAGCCGUGACUGGUGACACCUUUGUUAUUUUUUAAUUGAAGUAGGAGCUUAUGUUGGCCACUGUAACUUUUUGGCAAUGCUACCAACCACCAACUUCUGUCUUGAUGAAACCUGAAUAUUACACAGUACACUCAAUUGAUUUGAGAGCAAUAUGACAGCGCUUCUGUGGUUGCUAGUUUUUGUUAAAAAUAUACAUCGUCCUCCUAGUGGUAUGAUAUUUUGGCUGCAGUUUUUUUUUCUUAUGAUGGAGCUAUAUCCUAAGAUAAAAAUACCAAUCUAUAUGUGACUAUCUAACCUAUCAAGUGCUUUGUGCCUUUGGGCAAGAUGAUUUGUCGUAUCAAGUGUUUGUCAUUCUGUCCUGGCAUUUUGAACCCCUUGAGGUGGCAGUUUUCAACAUUUUAACCUGCCAUGUCUUCCCUGGAUUAUUUGAGCUUGUGCACCUUUUUCAGUUUUCAUCCGUGUCCAUAUGUAAAAAGAGAGUGUAUCUGAUGCCUCCUCUUGUAUUUCAGGAGAACCAUUUGUAGAUGGGCAAGCUGUUCCUUAGGACCCCGAAUACCACAAGGAGUGGGUGAGAAACACUCCUUUUGGCAACCGGUGUACUCAUAGCCGUCCCAACUUUGAAAGGAGAAGGUAUAACACGUGUACAGUCCUACCUGUGCGGGCCUGAUCCACCAAGUUAUCAGUUUCCCUCACAGGUAACCCAAGCUACGAAUGCAGCGGCAACUACAACAACACCGCCCCACCUGCUUACGAAGGCAGGAACGGGCCAGGGGAGGCAUUACCAAUAGAGAUCACUGCUAGAAGAUUGCCGUAGGAAAGUUAGUACGGAUUUUUUGCAUAUAUUCUCUAUCCGUACCAGUUUUGUGAGAAAUAUAAUUACUAAAGCUUA
Triticum aestivum (bread wheat) is the source of this 2610-nucleotide messenger RNA. RefSeq lists its product as uncharacterized. The transcript has 3 exons. NCBI's taxonomy places the organism in Eukaryota, Viridiplantae, Streptophyta, Magnoliopsida, Poales, Poaceae. Bases 437 to 976 code for a protein of 179 amino acids. The record is from RefSeq and is a predicted model, not a curated record.